This is a messenger RNA of Marchantia polymorpha subsp. ruderalis, 2370 nucleotides long. The record is from the annotation of a GenBank genome assembly. Lineage: Eukaryota; Viridiplantae; Streptophyta; Marchantiopsida; Marchantiales; Marchantiaceae.
CCCGAAGCGCUGAAGAAUUGGAUUCCAGAGGCGGAGCAUGGCGAGCUCGCAGCUCAUGCACCGGAGCGCCGGCUGCUUCGCGCUCGCGCUGGCGCUGCCGAGCGGGGGGAAUCGCAGCGCCGCGAGGGUGCGGUGCUCGUUCCCGAGGACGUACGAGGAGUUGCAGAAGGGAGUGGGAUUGGAGGAGCUGGUGCGAGGGGCGGAGAGCGCCGGGGCUCGAGGUCGGAGCAAAUUGCUGCGCAGGUCCGGAAAUGAGGACGAUGUCGAUCGUCGCAGGACGGGAGGAACGCGCUCCUCGCCACCGCCCUCGCGAAAUGGUUCCUCGAUGGCCCCCGCGGACUUGGACUGCGAGCACUUCUCACGGUGCUCGGGCUGCGUCAUCGACAAAGCUCUGGACGAGCCUCGCGUCAUGCGAGACGCCGUGAGUUUUUUCAAGAGGCAUGCGGUGGACGACAUGGCCUUGACGACCGUCGGUGUCUGGGAUUGGAGAUGCCGUGCGAAGCUCGCCGUCCGGGGAACUUGCGACAAUCCCUUGAUUGGGCUGUACGAAGAAGGGAGCCAUGUCGUUGUCGACAUUCCGAAUUGCCGAACGCAUCAUCCGAGGAUCAAUGCCGCAGUCGAGCUCGUGAAGGAAGCCAUCCGAACGCUCGGCGUCGAGCCUUACAAUGAAGAAACGCACACCGGCCAGCUCCGAUACCUUCAGAUGGUGGUGACGACGUUCAAUUCCUCGUUGCCAGCAGCCGAACGAUAUGCGGAGGGCAAAGUGCAGGUGACACUGGUUUGGAACGCUCGAGAGGAGAAGUCGGUGGAAGCGGAUUUACUGCAACCAAUGGCGGAAUUCUUGUGGCAGAAAGGCGGGCUCGGCAGAAGAGGGUCCACUCCAAUUUUGCAUUCCGUGUGGGCCAAUUUCCAGACCACCCGCACUAACAUAAUAUUUGGAGGCAAAUGGCGGCAUCUUCUAGGAGAGCAACAGCUGUGGGAGCGAGUUGGCGGGGCUGACAUUUGCUUCACGCCGGCCAGUUUCGGGCAGGCGAAUGUCCAGGCUUUCGAAGCCCUUCUGCGGAGGCUGCAGAAGAAGGUCAAGCGCGAUUCCGCCGUGGUGGAAUUGUACGCAGGCGUCGGUAUCAUCGGUAUCAGUCUUGCUGUCACGCGAGCUUGCAGGUCUGUCAAAUGUGUGGAGGUGAACAAGGAGGCGAAAGACUCUUUCCAGCUCUCUCUGGCCCGAGUUCCGGACUCAGUCGACUGCAAAAUCAGCUGGCACUGCGCCGAUGCCUCGGUCAGCCCCAUAAAUUGGCUAGAAGGAGCAGAGGUGGUCAUCGUGGAUCCUCCCAGGAAAGGGCUGGAUGCCCCGGUCAUCGAGGCCCUGCGACUCGCCUCCCUUCGAGGCCAAGGAAAGCAGAAGUCUCCAUCUUCCAGUAAUGUGAAUCGGGUCGAGAAGCGCCCGUGGAUCGUCCGAGCAAAGCAAGACAGUGUGGUGAAGGACAGUGCAAGCGACUGGCAGGAGGAGGUGGACGUAAUUUGGCCUGACACUCUGAUUUAUGUCAGUUGUGGAUGGGAGUCCUUCAAACGAGACUGUGCAGCUCUCAUCGAGGGAGAUGCUUGGCAUCUGGACGACGCACAUGCCUUCAAUUUCUUCCCAGGCACAGACAGCAUCGAGACGCUGGCAGUUUUCAAGCGCGGCAAGAGCACAGGCACCAAGAGCUCCAAGAAGAAGGCUGGAAGAAGAACGGGACCGAUUCCUUUCCACCGCAAAGUUGGCAAGGGAGCUCUCCCCAAAGCGAAACAGUAGAUGGGCACGUCUUCAGGCCUGGCAAAGGAAAGUAUACAUGCUGAAAAAAUUCCCAAGUCUUGGGAGCGAAGAGCUUGACACUAGUCACAUCUCUUUUGUAAGUUUUGAUACAAUUUAUCUGCUGGAUUGUGUGCACCACAUCAGAUCGAAUGUGGACGAGGGUUGGAACCGUGCAAAUCAGGGGAGAGAUGUGUCACCUCCCUUUACUCUGAAGUAGAAAAAUCUCGAAAGGUUUGUUACGUACCUCGACAUCUAGCAUCGUGACAUCUGAAGUUGUAGUCACCUCGUCACUUAGUGAGUGUGCCGAAAGGUGCUACAAUUGUUGAAUAGUGAGGGAAUAGGCCGACCACUUAGCGGACGCUCGACAUGGCUCAAAUUUACAGCACCAGGGUCUAUACAACAGCCGAUACUAAUACGCUGUUACAGCACAACAAUACCAGUAUUAGUGGACUACACAGUGCACACAGGACUGCGGGGCCUUGGCACUGAAGUGAGGUGGGAUGCUCUGAGCGACUUGAGCUAUAUUCUUUUAUGUCUUGACUCAGAUGAAUACAAAGAAACGGUCCUUCUUUCGACCAAAG